AUGUCGCCCGUCAGCUUGUCGUCCAUCAGUAUUACUAUCUUGGGAAGUGCUUCGGCUCAGCCGUCCUCCACUCGCAACCAUUCUUCUCUCGCUCUCCACCUCAACGGAGAUGUCUGGCUCUUCGACUGUGGAGAGGCCACCCAACAUCGAAUUCAGAAGAGCAACGUCAAGAUGGGAAAGAUACAGAAGAUAUUUAUCACGCAUACCCACGGCGACCACAUAUUCGGGCUCAUCCCCCUCCUUGCAAGCCGUUUGAAUGGUGCAGGAGGUAUGGUAAACAAUGCAGAUGAUACACGACUACGGUCCGAUGCUAUUCAAGACUCAAUCCCGCCUCUAGAAAUAUAUGGCCCUCUCGGCACCCGCGCAUAUAUUCGCACUGGACUCACGUACACAUACACCAAUCUAGGGGCGCCGUACAUCGUGCAUGAGCUCCAUUUCCCGUCAGAUACGCCGUCAGAAGGUUACACCUCCCUGCCUCCGCAUCCGGCGGAGCUGCCCACAGGGCGCAACAUACCACAAGUCGAUGGAACAUGGCCAGAGAUAUUCAGGGACAGUAUAGUCUCCUUAUCUGCUGCUCCCAUUUUGCAUUCAGUGCCGUGCGUGGGGUACGUCUUAAACGAGCUCCCUGUCCCGGGAAAGAUGGAUCCCAAAGAAUACAUCCCCCACCUCAAACGGACUGGGGCGCCAAUGUCUGUCAUGAGUCGUCUGCAGCAGGGUGAGAGCACUGUGCUCUCAGAUGGUACGAUUCUGCGUGGCCCUCCACAUAGGCCUGGUCGGAAGAUUGUCAUACUAGGAGACACGUACGAUCCCUCACCCAUCGCUGAUUUGGCUUUCGACGCGGAUCUCCUGAUUCAUGAAGCGACGAAUGCGCAUCUCCCUGGGAUUGAUCCCAACACGAAAACCGAAGAUACUCACGAGAGCGUUCGAAAACGUGCAAUGUCGCGAGGUCAUUCCACACCACAGAUGGCGGGGUUGUUCGCGAAAAGGAUUCGUGCAAAAAGAUUGCUCCUCAAUCACUUCUCGCCCCGCUACGCUGGGAAUGAUGAUGUUGACGAGAAUGCAAAGAAGAUCAUGGAAGGCGUGAGCGCGUUGGCUGCGGACGAGUUCGGCGGACCAGUGAUAUGUGCGAGGGAUCUGAUGAAUUUGGAUGUGGAAGCGCGACGAUAA
Fibroporia radiculosa is the source of this 1167-nucleotide messenger RNA. RefSeq lists its product as uncharacterized. The record is from RefSeq and is a predicted model, not a curated record. Gene Ontology annotation, biological process: tRNA processing. The transcript is spliced from 3 exons. The coding region runs from base 1 to 1167 and encodes 388 amino acids. Gene Ontology annotation, cellular component: nucleus. Gene Ontology annotation, molecular function: 3'-tRNA processing endoribonuclease activity. Lineage: Eukaryota; Fungi; Basidiomycota; Agaricomycetes; Polyporales; Fibroporiaceae.